Messenger RNA from Coturnix japonica (Japanese quail), 1118 nucleotides. It is a transcript of the gene AIMP2, whose product is annotated as aminoacyl tRNA synthetase complex interacting multifunctional protein 2. The record is from RefSeq and is a predicted model, not a curated record. NCBI's taxonomy places the organism in Eukaryota, Metazoa, Chordata, Aves, Galliformes, Phasianidae. Gene Ontology annotation, cellular component: aminoacyl-tRNA synthetase multienzyme complex.
GGGCAGUGCCGGUGCUGCGCCGCGCGGAGCGGGGCCGAGCAGGAGCCGCCAUGAGCAUGUACAGGGUGAAGCCGCUGCACGGCGCCGCGGGGCCGCUGCCGGCUGAGCAGCUCCCCACGUGCAUGUACCGCGUGCCCUGCCUGCACCGCCCCGCCACUACGCAGGAAGAGGUUGACCCUUCACUCCAGGCCCUCGAGUCCCACCAGGAGGAGAUUCUGAAGCGCCUGUACGAGCUGAAGAGCGCCGUGGAUGGUCUCUCAAAGAUGAUACAGACUCCUGAUGCCGACUUCGAUGUAACUCACGUCAUUCAAAAUGACGACUCUUCUCCUUUGACAGCAAACGGGGCAGAUCUGGAUUUGAUGCUUGGAAAGGAUUACGGUGCCCUGAAAGAUAUUGUAAUCAAUGCAAAUCCUUCUGCACCCCCACUGUCCUUGCUGGUACUGCACAGCCUGCUCUGUGAGCGCUAUAAGGUACUGUCAGCUGUUCACACACAUUCAUCGGUGAGAAGUGUGCCAGAAAAACUCCUGAAAUGCUUUGGAGAGCAGAUGAAGAAGCAACCGCGCCAUGAAUAUCAGCUGGGCUUCACUCUGAUCUGGAAGGAUGUUCCAAAGCCUCAGAUGAAGUUCAGCAUUCAAACAAUGUGCCCAAUUGAAGGAGAAGGCAACAUUGCUAGAUUUCUCUUUUCCCUUUUUGGUCACAAGUACAAUGCGAUUAACUCAACUCUGAUUGACAGCUGGGUUGACACGGCCAUCUUCCAGCUCAGAGAAGGCAGCAGUAAAGAAAAAGGAGCAGUCUUGCGAUCCAUGAAUGCUGCCCUGGGCAAGACAUCAUGGCUGGUGGGAAACGAACUCACCGUGGCAGAUAUUGUUGCAUGGUGUGCACUUCAGCAGACAGGUAGUGCAAACGCUGCACCAUCCAAUGUGCAGAAAUGGAUGAAGUCCUGUGAGAACUUAGCACCUUUCAGCUCUGUUAUUAAGCUACUGAAGUAAGUCUGUACUCUUACAUAAGCAGGGUGAUUUUAACCUUUUUCCACCCCACACCUACUGCCGUGGUUCAAAUCCUUUCUACAUUUCUGCAGUUGGACAGAAUCCUAAAACCAAUAAAAACAUUACAGCUGC